Molecule: messenger RNA, 1641 nt
Organism: Microstroma glucosiphilum
Lineage: Eukaryota; Fungi; Basidiomycota; Exobasidiomycetes; Microstromatales; Microstromataceae
Exons: 3
Coding region: 1-1641 (546 amino acids)
Biological process (GO): lipid metabolic process
Source: RefSeq, a predicted model, not a curated record
AUGACGCUAUCACCCGUCAGCGCUGUGGUGUCGCUACUGUCGACGCCCUGCUACGAUUUGCUCCCUCCCUUCAUCAAGCCCUUCUUUGUCUCGCACGCUUUCAUUCCCAAUCCUGCCUCAAAGUCCAUCCCGCUAGGAGGAGCUCUCACGCCGCCCUUGACCUACUUUCUGGCGUUGUUCCUCCUCUCUAGUCCAGCUCCAAGCUUACCGACCAAGGUGCUCAGAGACGUGCUGGCGUUCAUCUCGGGGGUCACAUUCUUCCUGCUGCCCUAUCGGUAUUACGUCCCCGGCAGCGCUAUUUUCACCUAUCAGCUCGGCUUGAUAGGAUGCUUCGGCUCAGCCAGAGUCAUCGACAUCUUCUUCCUCUCUCGUCCGCGAGUCCCAAAGCGGAUCCAAAUUCCACAGAAGGGGGCGACUUCAGAAGGGACGAUCGAAGGCUACCUGCGCAAGCCAGAGCUGGGACAUGAAGAGGCGUCGCUCAAUGAGACGGAGCGGGAUGGACGCGUUUACCCCCAUACGGACAAUCUAGCUUGGAAGACUAGCCCGGUCCCCACCUCCUUCUUUGGCAGAAUAUGGUGGUCGGUGGACUUGAUGAUCUCCAUGAGGGGUAUCGGCUGGGACUUUGCCUCGGCAGACGUACGCCACGAUAUCAGUCCAUGGCAACCUCCCAGCCGUCGCCAGCUCAAGCGCGCAGCAUCGAUGAUCUUCCCAGCCUUUGCAGUAUCGGUCAUAAUGCACGAGUCGCAAGCCGACUUGCAGACGCGACCAUCGAUCAUCGACAUCCCGAUGGCGCUACGACCCGUGAUGGUUCUGGCUACGGGCAUCGCACUCUACACCCUUUUCGAUUGUGGCUACACCGUCGCAUCUGCUGUCCUCCUACCGCUGCUCAGGACCUCUGCAAAUCUGACAGACGUAAGUCUACACAAUGUAGAUUUCUUCCCACUGCUCAACCCACUCAAGCUCACGGAGAUUUGCUCCGUGAGGUCCUUCUGGUCAAAGGCAUGGCACAGGCUCUUUCAUCGAGCCUGGCUCGUCUUUGGCAUCUUGCCAGUGCAGAACCUCGCACUGUACUUUUUCCCAAAGGACAAUGCCAAGAUCCUUUCCCCCGCAUCGCACCCGGACCCUGGCAGGCUGUUGCCUAAGGGUACGCACGACUGGGCGAAAGUCUUGGGAGCGUUUGCUGCUAGUGGACUCGUGCACGGUAUCAGCGAGCGAGCCGCUUUGGGGGGUCGUAUCGCUUUGCCUGCAAAUAACCUUUGGCUUAAGGCCGGCUGGGGGACCACGCAUCGCGGUGCACCCGAUCUGGCCUCUACAGCGGGCCUUGCUGGCAGGGAAGAGCUGGGCGGGAAGCUGAGCGUGACAAGACUGGUGCCGCCUUUCAGUGGUGGCGGCGAGGCGACCUUCUUUGUGCUGAACGGAGUGGCUGUGUUAGUAGAAGGCGCAUUCAAUCUCUGGAUCAGGAAGCAGAGGAAGCGCAAGGCAGAGGCGAAGAGGCAGAACGACGAGGAGCUCGAACGUCCCUACGAUCGAUAUGUGGGAUUGGCAUGGGCGGUGGUGGUGCUAUUGUGGAGUGGAGAGGCAUUUGUCGAGGGGUGGAUCAAGAGUGGAAUCAUGGCAGAAUUGACCUUUGCGCCGCACUGA